UGUGUGUGUGUGUGUCUGUGUCUGUGUGUGUGUGUGUUUGUGUGCGUGUGUGUGUGUGUGCGCGUGCGUGUGUGUGCGUGUGUGUGUGUGCGCGUGCGUGCGUGUGUGUGUGUGUGUGUGUCACACAAGCUUCCUCCCUCCCUCUGCUCUUACUGCAGUAUAGAGAUGUUAUCUCCCCUUUUUUUCUUCAUUGCAAUAAAACCCCAAUAUGUUUCAAACCUAAACAGCAUUUUUAAAGGGCUUCUACUUACUUCUAAGUAGUUUCUUACAGUAAUCUUUACUGCACCACUUUAGAAAUAAGAAUAAUACUACUACUCCAUAAUAUAUACUUUCUGUCAAGCUGUCCUUUUCAAUGUUAAGCUGUCAACCUGUUUAUGGAAGUUUUAAUGAUUUAAUGCUUCAGCGUUUAAAGUUCAGACAUUAUAAUUGUAAACGAGACGACAGAAACAUGCAACAGUUAAAACCAAUAGAUGUUAUUUUGGAGUCAGGUCUGUUCACCAACCCAGACGAGAUGCUUUUCGUAAUCGGACAGGAUCCUAAAGGUCAUCUCGUUUUUCAUUUGUAUGUUAAAUGCCUUCUGACAUCUACUGUAACUCAUGCAAAUGGAGAGAUAAGAGAAGCUCUGGAGUCUGUAAACCAGGUCGUUCCUCCUCAAAGAACAGCACUGACUUCAGCCAGUGAGCAUCUCUGAGGUGAAUCUACAGGACAGCAGACUAACUACACCAGUAGAACAGCAAUGGGGUUUACCCUAGAAUAAGGAGACCAUCUGGAGAAGCCCCAUCAAAGACUAACAGACCUAGUCAUAACAAUCAUAACGUCAUUACCACUCCACCAACGUCAUUAACACAACCAUGCCUGCAAACAAUCGCUUUUUUCUUGUGCUGAUGUUGGCCAGCUUUUCCAAAACCUUUGAGGAAGCGCGGUACAUUAACACCAGUGCCAACCACUCUGCCACACCUGGAGAGGUAUUUCCGUGGAGCAGCUACCGGCUCCCAGACUCCAUCAUCCCUGAACAUUACUACAUUACCAUCCAUCCAGACUUCCAGAAUAGGACCUUCACGGGGAGAGUGAAGAUCCUGCUGGCCGUCUUGAAGGACACGGACCACGUGGUGCUGAACAGCAAGAACCUGCAGGUGAGGGAGGCUCUUCUGCUGCCGUUACCAGAACACCACAACCAGAAGCAGCUCUCGCUUCGCUUGCAGGAGUCUGUGCAGAACGAACAGGUGGCGUUCACCUCCAGCUCCACCUUGCAGGCAGGGAGGAAGUACGAGCUCUUUGUCAGCUACACAGCGGCCCUCUCCAGCAGCUUCUCUGGGUUUUACAAAACCUUCUACAGGACAAGAAACGGGACAACAAGAAUGCUAGCCGCGACUCACUUUGAAGCCACGUCUGCUCGGAAAGCGUUCCCCUGUUUCGACGAGCCCAGCAUGAAGGCGGUGUUUUCUAUCACGAUCAUUCGGGAUCAGCAGCACUAUGCCAUCUCAAACAUGCCAAAGAGGACCACCGUGCCCAGGGCAGACGGGCUGCUGGAGGAUCACUUCCUGCACAGUGUGAAGAUGAGCAGCUACCUGGUAGCUUUCGUUGUCAGUGACUUUGCUUCCAAAAGCACUGCAUCUAAAAGAGGCACCAAGGUUUCAGUGUUUGCUCCAAGUGAACAAAUGGUCCAGACACAGUAUGCUCUCCAUGCCGGUGUGAAAAUAUUACAGUUCUUCGAAGAGUAUUUCCAGAUUCCAUACCCCCUUCCGAAAAUAGACCUGGUAGCUAUCCCUGAUUUCGAGACAGGUGCCAUGGAGAACUGGGGCCUGAUUACCUUCCGCGAGACCUCCCUGCUGUACGACCCCAAAAUAUCGACACUGCGCAACAAGCUGUGGGUCACCGAGGUCAUCGCUCAUGAGCUGGCUCACCAGUGGUUUGGAAACCUGGUCACCAUGGAAUGGUGGAAUGACCUCUGGUUAAACGAGGGCUUUGCCACCUACAUGGAGUUCGUUGCCACUAAUCACUUAGAGCCCAGCUUGUGUGCGGAAGAUCAGCUUCUCAUCACCACUUUCUACCGAGCUCUGGAGAAGGACUCCUUCAGGACCUCUCACCCCAUCUCUUUGCCUGUCAGGAGCUCAGCGCAGAUCAGAGAGAUGUUUGACGUGGUCUCCUACUGCAAGGGUGCCAGUAUCCUGCGAAUGCUGCACAACCUCCUGACAGAGCCCAUAUUUACCGGUGGAAUCAGAGCCUAUUUGAAAGAACACAGCUACGGCAAUGCCCACCAGGACCACCUGUGGCAAGCACUUACCAAGAGUGCUGUGGAGGCUGGCGAGAGUGUGAAUGUGAAAGCUAUCAUGGACACCUGGACGAUGCAGAAAGGGUACCCGCUGGUGUCUGUAACACUACAAGGAAGGAAACUCAAACUUUCCCAGAGCAUUUUCACUCUCUACCCACAGAGCGACACAGGCUUCCUCUGGCAGAUUCCUUUCACGUUUUAUACAAGCAAUUCAACUGCCGUCAUCAGCCAUCUAAUGAAGAGCAAAGAAGAAUCCAUUGAUCUCCCGCAUGACGUUGCCUGGAUCAAAGCUAAUGUGAACUCCACUGGCUUCUACAGAGUGUCCUAUGAUCUCCCAACGCUGCGUGUCAUCAGCCACCAGCUGAGAGAACAGCACAGCGCGUUCAGCAGGAGUGACAGGGCCAGCCUCAUUGACGACACAUUCCACCUGGCCAGCCAGGGGACCCUGAAGUACAGCGAGGCCUUCUCUCUCAGCCUGUCCCUGGGGAAGGAGAAGGAAUACCUCCCCAUAAGAAUGUUUGUUGCUCACAUGACCCGCAUGCUCAGUAAAUUCGCUUUCAGCAGAGAACGCUGUGUUAUGCAGCUGUUAAAGAAACACAUCCUGAGUUUGCUGGGGGGACUGAUGCAGGCUCAGCGCUGGGAUGACAGUGGCACCCUGCCUCAACAGAACCUGCGCACCCUCGUCCUCUCCAUCGCCAAGGGGUACAGGAGACUGCCUGCAGCACAGCACGCAGAGAGACUCUUCCACCACUGGAUGGAAGCUGAUGGGAAAACCCAUCUUCUUUUGGGCUGUUGCAACAGGUUGCCCAGGACUCUCCGAGGAAUGGUAUUCCAGGUAGGGAUAAAGAAGGGUGGAGACAGGGAAUGGACGUUUUUACUGCACAAGUACAUCGAAAGCACUUCCAGCACCGAUAAAGUACAGAUCCUGGCAGCCUUGUCCCGAACCAGGAGCACAAGAAAGAAGAAGUGGUUACUGAAUGCAGCGUUGCAGAACCAGGUCAUCAAGACUCAGGAUUUUGGCACCAUCGUCAGACAACUGGCUCGCUCUCCAAAGAGUAACCAGCUAGUGUGGAUGUUUGUACAGCGACACUGGAGCAAGCUCGUCAAAAAGUUUUCUUUAGGUUCAAGCUAUCUGUCCCGUAUCGUUGUUUCAAUAACCUCGAAGUACACCACCAGAAAGAAGUAUGAGGAAGUUAAGAAAUUCUUUCGCUCUCGGAAGAACCUCAGAAACCUCGCCUUUGUCAGGCAGUCCCUGGAAAUGAUCAAAGUCAAUAUCUUGUGGCUGAAGAAGAAUAAAAAACAGAUCAAGUCUUGGCUACGCAAGGAGUACACUGAAACAUAUACAACAAAUAGGCACUGCAGACCAGCAUUAGCACUAAAAAGAGGCAGGGCACUUUAUGUUAAAACACGAAAGUCUUGAUGAAAUGUGUGUUUUGUGAUUUUUUUGCAACUGGAUUUUUUUUUUUUUUAAAUCUUAAAUGUACCUUGUAAAACACAGACCCUCAUUCCAGGCUAACCUGUGUCCUUAUUAAGUACACUAAUGCUAGGUGGAGUACAUAUUUCCCCAGUGAUUGAGUAAGAUUGUGAAAAGAACCCUGUUCAUUUGGAAUGCGCCAGGCCAGGGAAAAGUCUUGUUUGCUGAAGGGCGCUUUGGAAAGACAAGCUUAUCACAGUGCAGACCACCUUUUGUACACAGGCACUGCAGGUGUACAGUACCUCUGUGCUGCAGGGCCAGGUGCACAGGACAGUGCAGAAACAACAGGAUCAAUCAGUGUCCCUUCACGCACCUGGGAACCAAAACAGAUUAUUAUUU
Acipenser ruthenus (sterlet) is the source of this 4085-nucleotide messenger RNA. RefSeq names its product endoplasmic reticulum aminopeptidase 1-like. Gene Ontology annotation, cellular component: cytoplasm. The transcript has 18 exons. Bases 852 to 3692 code for a protein of 946 amino acids. Gene Ontology annotation, biological process: proteolysis; peptide catabolic process. Lineage: Eukaryota; Metazoa; Chordata; Actinopteri; Acipenseriformes; Acipenseridae. Gene Ontology annotation, molecular function: peptide binding; zinc ion binding; metalloaminopeptidase activity. The record is from RefSeq and is a predicted model, not a curated record.